Tarenaya hassleriana is the source of this 1369-nucleotide messenger RNA. RefSeq names its product peroxidase 63-like. Gene Ontology annotation, biological process: response to oxidative stress; hydrogen peroxide catabolic process. The record is from RefSeq and is a predicted model, not a curated record. The transcript has a single exon. Lineage: Eukaryota; Viridiplantae; Streptophyta; Magnoliopsida; Brassicales; Cleomaceae. Gene Ontology annotation, molecular function: heme binding; peroxidase activity. Bases 225 to 1190 code for a protein of 321 amino acids.
UAACUAUUUUCAUAUCAUUAUUAUUGUUAUUAUGAAUUAUAAAACCAUGAACUUGAACCGGUGCCUAUACCGAAAAUUUCAAGCAUCCCCGUGAUUGGUGGACCGUACAUCGGAUUCUGACCUUCACUCCCUCUCCCACUUCUUCAUUCUCUUUCCAUUAAAAUCCCCACCUUUUCUCUCUCUAGAGCUCAAAAACCUCUCUCUCCCUCUCCUCUGCUGCGACAAUGGUGGAAACAUCGCCAUUGAAGCUCCUCUCCGUCACCUUCACCAUCCUCCUCGUCUCCGCCGCCGAAUCCCGCCUCACCACUGAUUUCUACGCCAAAUCUUGCCCUAGAUUCCACGACAUCGUCCGCGACACGAUCACCAACAAGCAGAUUACCAGCCCCACCACCGCCGCUGCCGCUCUCCGCCUCUUCUUCCACGACUGCUUCCCCAAUGGCUGCGACGCCUCCCUCUUGAUCUCCUCCACCGCCUUCAACUCCGCCGAGCGUGACUCUCCGAUUAACCUCUCCCUUCCCGGUGACGGCUUUGACGUCGUCGUCCGCGCCAAAACUGCCCUCGAGCUCACUUGCCCUAACACCGUCUCCUGCUCCGACAUCCUCGCCGUCGCGGUCCGUGACCUCGUCGUCACCGUCGGCGGUCCCUACUACGACGUCUUCCUCGGCCGUAGAGACUCCCGCGUGUCAAGAUCCAACCUCGUCGCCGAUCUGCUCCCGCUCCCAUCGAUGCCGAUCCCGAAGCUCAUAGAUCUGUUUGGCUCCAGGGGCUUCACUAUCCAGGAGAUGGUUGCGCUGAGCGGGGCCCACACAAUCGGGUUCUCCCACUGCAGCGAGUUCGCGGGUCGGGUCGCGAGGAACGAUUCCGGGUACAACCCGAGAUUCGCCGACGGAUUGAGGAAGGCCUGUUCGAAUUACAAGAAGGACCCGACCAUCUCCGUCUUCAACGACGUCAUGACUCCGAACAAGUUCGACAACAUGUAUUUCCAGAACAUCCCAAAGGGUAUCGGGUUGCUGGAAUCGGAUCACGGGUUGGGAUCCGACCCGAGAACCCGACCCUUCGUGGAGCUCUACGCGAGGGACCAAGAACGGUUCUUCAAGGACUUCGCCAGAGCUAUGCAGAAGCUGAGCCUCUACGGCGUCAAGACUGGUCGGAGAGGAGAGAUCCGGCGAAGGUGCGAUGCCAUUAAUUAAAUUUGAGAUCAGAAGAUUCUGGGUUUUGUUAUUCGUUGGAUUUAUUAAUUCUGGGUUUAGUGAAAAGAUCUGAGAUUUGGGCGAUUUUGAAUGUUAAUCUUCUUUGAGGACUGCUGAAGUGUUUCUGUGACAGUAUAAUGUAAUAUAUAUAUAAUACAUACAUAUUUGUGUUGAUGAUC